Messenger RNA from Drosophila innubila, 428 nucleotides. RefSeq lists its product as uncharacterized. The transcript has a single exon. NCBI's taxonomy places the organism in Eukaryota, Metazoa, Arthropoda, Insecta, Diptera, Drosophilidae. The coding region runs from base 17 to 388 and encodes 123 amino acids. The record is from RefSeq and is a predicted model, not a curated record.
UUUAACCCAAAGCACAAUGAAUCGGAGUCUGAUCCUCAUUCAUUUCCUGGCCACACUUGUUUGCCUCGCAAGUGCGCUGCGCGGAAACGAUAAUGAAGGUAACGACUAUACGUGGGGUACCAAGGCGGCAACCAGCACGCUCAUCGCCCAAGAGACCAUCAGCAAGAAUAAGAUGAUCUUCCAGACGACAACCAAGACAUACACGCUCACCCAAGCUGGAACAACCCCAAAGACAAUAGAAUACAUCAAGAUUACAGAUCUAAAACGUAUGCGAGGCGCCACCGCGGAAAUCACAGACGGUGGUGUAGGCGCUACAACAGUCACUGUCAAAUUCACAUCCGCUAAAGGCAGCGGAAUCAAAUCGCAGAUCGAAAUCUGGGGUGCAUAAAAUUUGCUCUGUAAUAAACGCUUAUUUGUUAUGUCUAGUA